AUGACCAACUUUAAUCCUUUGUCCAAAAUUCUUGAUGAUAAUCGUUUGACUGGAUCAAACUAUGUGGAUUGGAAGAGAAAUUUAACAAUUGUCCUCACUGUUGAAAAAUUGAACCAUGUCUUAACCACUGAUCCGCCUGCGCUUCCUGAGGCGGAUGCCACUGAUGAACAACGUGAGGCUGUUAGGAAGUGGCAUGAGGCAAAUGAUGUUGCAAAAUGCUACAUAUUGGCCUCAAUGACCAAUGUGUUGCAAAAGCAGCAUGAGAGUGUUCCUACUGCAAAAGACAUGAUGGUUAACUUGAAAGAAAUGUUUGGAGAACAGAGCAGAAGUGCACGCCAAACAGCCAUGAAAGGUUUGAUGUCCACCAAAAUAGGGGAAGAUUCUUAUAAUCAGUUUAUUUUGAAUUACAAUAUGAAUAAGAUGAUUGUUGCACCAUCAAAGCUGCUCAAUAUGUUGCAAGCAGCAGAGGAUCUUACUAAAAAGAGCCAACCCACUGUGAUGAUGGGUGAGAAGGAAGGUCCUAGAAAAUUCAAGCCUAAGGGCAAGAAUAAUUUUAAUAAGAAACCUACGGGUUCCAAAUUCUCUAGAAAAACACUAGGUGUUCUUAAAAAGGGCAUAGAUAAGAAGAAAAGCAAAGGAAAUUGUUUCCAUUGCGGAAAGCCUGGCCAUUGGAAGAGAAACUGCCGUCAGUACUUGGCAACACUGAAAAAGGACAAACCUUCGGAAGGGGUUCAAGGAGACCAAAAGGCUUAA
Camellia sinensis is the source of this 753-nucleotide messenger RNA. Lineage: Eukaryota; Viridiplantae; Streptophyta; Magnoliopsida; Ericales; Theaceae. The record is from RefSeq and is a predicted model, not a curated record.